AUGUCAAAACCGAGACUGGAAAGAAGUAAAAGUAUCGUAAUUGAUGUCCCCAAAGACUAUGAUAAAAAAGAUGAGGAAUCCAGUAAAGAGGGGCCUAAAUCUGGAGAAAAAGUACACGAGGGAUUAGAAUUACUUGAGGAUAUGAAAGUUAAAGAUGAUAUAGAAAGAAGUAUACAAAGUUUAGAUCAUGAUACACCUGAAGAAAUUGCCAAAGAAACCGAAUUAAUUACUGAGAGGAUGAAUAAACUUGACGUGUUGAUCACCAUCGGACUUUACUACACAUCGUUGAUCAUGGAUUGGUUAACAUUACUCGGGGAAUCCAAAUCUGCAACUGACUUCAUUUAUACCCUGUUCUUGGGAAGUUUUAAUAUAAAGGAUUGGGAUUUUUCGGAAGGAGAGUUGUCAUUGGUAGCAAAGAUAAGCGGCAUGACAACCACGUUACAAACCGGAGUAUUUAUAUUUAGUGGGUUGAUAAAUUUAGGAGCAAAGGUAUUAAAUAAAGAGCCACCAAAGUUCGUAGGGGGGCCAAUGUAUUACGGGGGACCAUUUCAAAUAAUUUUCGCACUAAAGUCUCAGGCAAAAGAUUACACGGCUUCGAUCAAAAGUUUAGACGCUCAAAUAUCUCAAUGGUUAGGAUUUUUAAGUCAAGUAAUGAUCAUAGUGGCCGCCUGUUUUGCUGCUUUUAACAGAGUGCAAGCUUUAGAUCCCUUCAUGUUCGCUGAUGAAAGCAUGAUCGGUCACGGGUACUCUCCCGAACACAAUACCGAAGAUCAAUUCGGUAAAGUGAUUUCUCCUACAAAUACAACUCAGGUCACGAUGGCGAUUCAACAUGCUGCCUUAUUUGCCAAAGCUACUUAUAUGGUCUCGAUCACUGCCAUCAUCAUGACCUCCCUCUUAAACAUUAUUCAAUGGUUGGCCGAUGUUUGGAGAGUUAAUCGAGAUGAACUCAUCAUUUACACCAUAUUCAAGGUCCUUACGAGAGCAUUAUUAUGUCAACCCUGCUUUGGUGAUAAAUGGUUAAGGAAGGGAAUGAAGGGAGGCAAUAGAGGAUUGCCUGGAGUCUUACCGCCUUCAGUGAGUUCCUCGCCAUCAAAAUUAUCACCAAUCCCAACUUCUUCGCGAGGUUUUAAUGAAAAAUCUCGUGAAAGUUUGGUCUCUUUACCAACCGAACAAGAAAACCAAUCGUCGUUGUCCCUUUCAUCGAAAAAUUUGGGAAGAGCUAAAUCAGUGAAAAGAAAGAAAUAA
This is a messenger RNA of Funneliformis mosseae, 1245 nucleotides long. Lineage: Eukaryota; Fungi; Glomeromycota; Glomeromycetes; Glomerales; Glomeraceae. The record is from the annotation of a GenBank genome assembly.